AUGAGCAUUAGUCCACAGCCAGCUAAUUUGCCCGAUUACAACGCAAAUGAUCUCGGCUUCUUUGCUUCUCUGCAGUCAUUACAGCACAAAAAGAAAGCCAAAACGAUUGAGAACCUCGUUGACAACGUCGACGCCGCUUUCAAACAGCUAGACUUCUCCACUAUUGACAGAGUUUUUGUCACGAUGCAGUCCGUACUACAAGUUUCCAUGGAUGUGAACGGCAGCAACAAGUACAAGAUUCCCCAUCUGUUCAAGCGUCAGAUAGAGAAGAGAAAUGACUUGCUCCCUCGCUCCUUACCUUGCAGUGCGCUAGUCCCAAUGCUCGGGUUGUCUUGCAAGACAGGAGUUCCUUUGAGGAGAAGUGGUGACGGUGAUGUCGCCACCCCGACCUCAUCCAGCCUGUCUCUCUCUUUCGAGGAGGAGGAGAAGGGUGAGACGCCGAGCGUCUGUGACGUCGAGGACGUCGCACGAGGUGUCCAGAGUGCCCUGUGGUGA
Molecule: messenger RNA, 495 nt
Organism: Phytophthora nicotianae INRA-310
Lineage: Eukaryota; Oomycota; Peronosporomycetes; Peronosporales; Peronosporaceae
Exons: 2
Coding region: 1-495 (164 amino acids)
Molecular function (GO): nucleic acid binding
Source: RefSeq, a predicted model, not a curated record